Messenger RNA from Hippoglossus stenolepis (Pacific halibut), 1986 nucleotides. RefSeq names its product phosphoribosyl transferase domain containing 1a (gene prtfdc1a). NCBI's taxonomy places the organism in Eukaryota, Metazoa, Chordata, Actinopteri, Pleuronectiformes, Pleuronectidae. Gene Ontology annotation, molecular function: hypoxanthine phosphoribosyltransferase activity; magnesium ion binding. The record is from RefSeq and is a predicted model, not a curated record. Gene Ontology annotation, biological process: purine ribonucleoside salvage; GMP salvage; hypoxanthine metabolic process. The transcript is spliced from 10 exons. Bases 292 to 939 code for a protein of 215 amino acids.
AUUAUCCUUGUAAUUCUGCACCGCUCAAGCAGAGCUGUCCUUUUCACCACUCCAGUGAGAUCAGGGCCCAUGUGGCUGCCCUGGACUUCUCCUCUGAACUUUCCAGCUUCUUUUUCUCCCCCUCUGUUGUGGAUGGUCGCUGAAAAGGAGGAAAACAAAACAGAGAAAAUGGAGAAGCCUCAACUUUAGGUCCAGUUUAUGUUGUGUAUUCUACUGAAGAUCACCACAACCUGAAUAAUCCCAAACCCAGGUCACUUCCAUUGCUUUCCCUGUGUCAACGCAGCUGCAGGAAUGGAAAGAGGAAUUGUGAUAAAAGACGACUGGUCCGGGCACAGUCUGGACCUGUUCACCUACCCACAGCACUACCACGAGGACAUAGAGAGCAUUUAUAUCCCACACGGGGUCAUCAUGAACAGGGUCGAGCGUCUGGCCCACUACAUCAAGGACGACUUCGGGGACGGCAACAUAAUGGUGCUGUGCGUCCUGAAGGGAGGAUACAAGUUCUGUGUCGACCUGGUGGAGUUCCUCAAAAUUCUUGGCCGCAACUCGAACAAGUACCUGGAGACCCGGGUGGAGUUUAUUCGUCUGAAGAGCUACCUGAAUGACCAAUCCACAGAGGACCUGCACAUCAUAGGAAGCAGAGAUCUGUCGUUCCUGCGUGGAAAGUGUGUGCUGAUUGUUGAGGCCAUAGUUGACACAGGAAAGACCAUGAAGGCCCUUCUGAAGCAUGUGGAGACCUUUGAACCCAAGAUGGUCAAGGUCGCAGGUUUGCUGGUGAAGAGGGUCCCCAACAUGGCUGAACAUCUGACCGACUAUGUUGGAUUUGAAAUCCCCAACCGCUUUGUUGUCGGUUAUGCGCUGGACUACAAUGAAUACUUCCGUGACCUGAAUCACAUCUGUGUUAUCAGCAAGACUGGAAAGAUGAAGUACAAGAUUUGAGAGGAAUUAAAACCACGAAAUAUGCCCAGUUUUUACACAGCGGCACAAAACUACAUGUUAGGGCUUUUUGCAGCUGGAAGCUUUUUGCAUUUAAAUGUGUAUUUGUAUGUAACUUGUAUUUUUUUUUUAAGUUGCUCAUCCAAAUUUGUGGAAGGACUUCAUGACAUAGCUUUAAAUUAAAAACGAUAUGUUCCACGUGAUGUUGUGUUGCCUCGUCCACCCUUUUGGAUAAAUGAGAGAAAGAAGCGCCGCCCACCAGGAGAGGACGUUGGUGACAGAUGGAGCGAGCUUAUGGACGCUGGCAUCGCUGUGCCCGGACGACGCCCACCUCUGACUCAUGGAAAACACACAGUGGGCGCAGCAGACAGGCCGACCGGCGUCUCCACACUGACAUUUGUUUCCAACUUUAACCGGGCUCUGCUGCAGAUGGGAAACAAAAACAUAACAAUUCACCAGGCAAAACCAAAAUUGGUGAUGUGUAAGUACUUGUGUACCGAAUUCCACUCUCAUAGUUUGUCAGUAAAACUCUCUUUAUGUAUUUUAUACCACAUGUUGAGUAGAUUUCCCCCCCCCCACAUUUACUGAGCUGCCCCAAGUGACUUCAACUUUUUUCAGACACAAAAUUCUGAAAAAUGUCAGGAGCAACUGACCCAGACUCAAACUUGUUCUCACAUACAGGCCCUCUGGAAAAUUUCAGGAAAUAACCAGAGUUGAUGAAUGGCAGAGACACUAGGAAGCUGUUUUUUAAAUUCAUACUGAUGGCGGAAAGCUUCUCUGUGAUCAACUGGUUUGGAAACAGUAAUGGUCCACAAUGCAAUUACACAUGUCUGAUGUGGAAAUAUGGAGCCUCCAGUGCACAAACACUGAGAACGGUCUUUUAAGAGAUGUUGAAGAAAUCUUUGGGGGGGGGGGGUGAAGCUUUAAUGGCAGCAAAACCUUUGAAAUGUCAAAUUAAUUAAUUGUUCUUUCAUCAUAAAUUCCUCAAUUACUGUUAAGGAAAACAAUCUCUUUAUUCCACUGGUUCGUAAAUAAACAAACAUUAAGGCC